CAUCUGCUAUGACGUUCUGAUGAUAAAGACUGUGUUUCCCAUUUUUUCCCAUCUGUCUCUAAAUAAAGCCACUGAGCCCCCAGAUUUUCACCAUGUUGGUACAUCCCCUCCUUCCACAGGUGAUGGCUGUGCCGCCCGGCCCUCUGCAGCUGCUGGGAGUGCUGCUUACCAUUUCCCUAAGCUCCGUCAGGCUCAUUCAGGCUGGUGCCUACUAUGGGAUCAAGCCGCUGCCACCUCAAAUUCCUCCUCAGAUGCCGCCGCAAAUUCCACAGUACCAGCCCCUGGGGCAGCAAGUACCUCACAUGCCUUUGGGCAAAGAUGGCCUUGCCAUGGGCAAGGAGCUGCCCCACUUGCAGUAUGGCAAGGAGUAUCCACACCUACCCCAGUACAUGAAGGAAAUUCAACCUGCGCCAAGAAUGGGCAAGGAAGCGGUCCCCAAGAAAGGCAAAGUAGAAAUACCCUUAGCCAGUUUACGAGGAGAACAAGGUCCCCGUGGAGAGCCUGGCCCAAGAGGACCACCUGGGCCCCCUGGUUUGCCAGGGCAUGGGAUACCUGGAAUCAAAGGCAAACCAGGGCCACAGGGAUAUCCAGGAGUUGGAAAGCCAGGUAUGCCUGGAAUGCCAGGGAAGCCAGGAGCCAUGGGAAUGCCAGGGGCAAAAGGCGAAAUUGGACCCAAAGGAGAAGUCGGGCCUAUGGGGAUCCCAGGACCACAAGGACCUCCAGGGCCUCAUGGACUCCCUGGCAUUGGAAAGCCAGGUGGGCCAGGGUUACCAGGGCAACCAGGAGCAAAGGGUGAACGAGGACCCAAAGGACCACCAGGACCUCCAGGCCUUCAGGGUCCUAAAGGAGAGAAGGGCUUCGGGAUGCCAGGCUUGCCAGGCCUGAAAGGUCCUCCAGGGAUGCACGGCCCUCCUGGCCCUGUUGGACUGCCAGGAGUGGGCAAACCAGGAGUGACAGGCUUCCCUGGGCCUCAGGGCCCCCUGGGAAAGCCAGGGCCUCCAGGAGAACAGGGCCCACAAGGCCCUAUUGGUGUACCAGGUGUUCAAGGACCUCCUGGGAUGCCUGGAGUUGGAAAACCAGGCCAGGACGGAAUCCCUGGCCAGCCAGGAUUUCCAGGUGGCAAAGGAGAGCAAGGAUUGCCAGGACUGCCAGGACCUCCAGGGGUCCCAGGGGUUGGGAAGCCAGGCUUCCCAGGACCCAAAGGUGACCGGGGCGUGGGGGGUCCUCCUGGAGCUCUUGGACCCAGAGGGGAAAAAGGACCAGUAGGUGCCCCUGGAAUGGGAGGUCCCCCAGGAGAGCCGGGUCUGCCUGGAAUCCCAGGUCCCAUGGGCCCUCCAGGUGCUAUUGGUUUUCCUGGACCCAAGGGAGAAGGUGGGAUUGUAGGGCCACAGGGGCCACCAGGUCCCAAAGGUGAGCCAGGGCUUCAAGGCUUCCCAGGAAAGCCAGGUUUCCUUGGGGAAGUAGGACCUCCUGGCAUGAGAGGUUUGCCAGGUCCUAUCGGGCCCAAGGGGGAAGGUGGGCAGAAAGGUUUGCCAGGGCUCCCUGGUGUUCCAGGGCUUCUUGGACCUAAGGGAGAACCAGGAAUCCCAGGGGAUCAGGGUUUACAGGGCCCCCCAGGAAUCCCAGGGAUUGCAGGCCCGAGUGGUCCCAUUGGACCACCUGGGAUUCCAGGCCCCAAAGGGGAACCAGGCCUUCCAGGGCCCCCUGGGUUCCCUGGCGUAGGGAAGCCUGGAGUGGCGGGACUUCAUGGCCCACCAGGAAAGCCUGGUGCCCUUGGUCCUCAAGGCCAGCCUGGCCUUCCAGGGCCUCCAGGUCCUCCAGGUCCCCCAGGCCCCCCAGCUGUGAUGCCCCCUACACCACCACCCCAUGGAGAGUAUUUGCCGGACAUGGGGCCGGGAAUUGAUGGCGUGAAACCCCCCCAUGCCUACGGGGCUAAGAAAGGCAAGAACGGAGGGCCAGCCUACGAGAUGCCUGCAUUUACCGCUGAGCUCACCGCACCUUUCCCACCAGUGGGAGCCCCAGUGAAGUUUGACAAACUGCUCUAUAACGGCAGACAGAACUACAACCCGCAGACGGGCAUCUUCACCUGUGAGGUCCCCGGUGUCUACUACUUCGCAUACCACGUUCACUGCAAGGGGGGCAAUGUGUGGGUUGCUCUGUUCAAGAACAACGAGCCCAUGAUGUACACGUACGACGAGUAUAAAAAGGGCUUCCUGGACCAGGCGUCGGGGAGUGCAGUGCUGCUGCUCAGGCCGGGAGACAGGGUGUUCCUCCAGAUGCCCUCAGAACAGGCCGCGGGACUGUACGCCGGGCAGUACGUCCACUCCUCCUUUUCAGGGUAUUUAUUGUAUCCCAUGUAGAAGAAAGAAAAGAGAGAUUUAAUAGAAGAAAAGAAAAUGAUGCGCCAAAAAUCCCAAAUGGAAAACAUACUUGCUUCAAAACACUUAUAUAGUUGGAAAGUUAUAUUUAAGUGAAAAUUUGGACCAUCGUGUACAAAUAAAAACUAAGAUGCAUGUUUAAUAGUCUCUGCACCGCAGCUUGUAAUGGAAAAACGAUGGGAUAGAUUUAUGUAUCAAGUACUGACACUUGUGUUGUACCCACUGGAAUCAUAUUUGCUGUUGUAUGUUAUAUGCUUCCACAAUAACCUGCUUAUUCAGAUCAGUCAAAAUAUUUCAGUAUGAAAGAUCAUAGCUAAUGGAAGUCACUCAUAUUGUUUACUUUAAAAUAAUUAUAAAGAUGCCUUAAAGAAAUGUCGAUGAUAACAAUUACAUACCAUAUUUACUUGCAUCACUUCCUCUGUAUUCAUGCAGAUACUUCGCCGUGGAACACGGUGGGAACGGGUCUGUAGCGUCACAGCCUCAGUGGGAGGGGCCAUGGGAACCAAGGUAAUACACUAGUGGCAGGGUGAUUUCAUUUGUGUCAGAGGCUGUGUCUUUUAGCAACUGGAGUCCUAGUCAGAGUUGUGUGUCUGAUGUCUUUGAAAAACAGGUGAAUGAAUAGACUAUACUAUAUUUUUUUCAGCAUCUUCUCUGUACCUAGAACUGAGCGAGACACUUAUGGAGCAUUAAAUAGCACUCCACAAGUGGCUAACAAACCAGCUGGGAGACAUGAGCAGCAAUUCACUCAUUUAUUCCUCAAGAGUUUCUAUUUGAUUUUUUUUCCCCCCUGGGGCUUAUUUUUGUCUUCCCUCCGUGCAAUUUUCACUAUGUUCCAACUAAUACACACACCUGGAAGUUACAUGAAAAAGAAAACUCUUCCUCCAAUAACUUUCCAGUUUUAUGGAAUAUUUACUUUUAAUAGAAGUUUAUCAAUUGUGUUGACAUCUAUUAAAAAUUCCCCUCCCUGGCCUACACACAACCACACUGAGGGUUCAACCAUGGAGAUACCAGGAUGUUUAGUAGCUGUAAAUUGUGAAGAUGCUUCCCUUGGUAGUAUAGUAUAUAUGCAAAUUGAUGUGUCAUCUGAGGUUCCAAACACAAUUUACAAAAUCCAAGCCAUCCUUUAUUUGGAGGAAGGGAUCAGGAAGUUUCAGAAUUACAUAGGAAAAUUACUUUUUAAUUCAAAAAAAUCUUUGAAGUUUUAAAUUUAAAAAUAGGCUGCUUCCAGGUAUAAUUACUAAAAGUGUAGGAAAAGAACUGUUUCUUUAGAAGCAACCUAUGUGAAAAUUAUCUAAAAUGUCAAAGGGCAAACACAGCCCAUGUUUUCAACGCCACAAGUGAAGGACCAACAAAGGAAAGUCAGAAAUUUAUUUUCCCAGACUUUCACUGAAGCACAUACUAACUGCUUUAGGAAUUCUACUAACCAUUUCAAGCCUGCUAUUAGCCUGCUGCUGACACAAUUAGCCACUUGAAGCAAUAAUGUAGGGCUAGGGUGGCAAAAUCUUGUAUCUUUUUUUAAAAUUACAAGACCGAAAGCUGAGGGGGUAGAAAUAGAUGAAAAGUACAUAAAUCAACAUGUGUAUAAAAAUACAUGGAAAUGUCUUUGUCACAUCUGAAUCAUUUUAUCAUCACAAAAAAUUUUCUCCAGGCCUAAUAUCUCAUUUCCCUAUGUGGUAUACAGGUAUCAUUUUUUUUCUCAGUUUUUAAGAUGAGAAAUUCAUUCCCACAGUGUUUCUUACUCAUUGAUAAUUAUUUAAGACAUUUUUCCCAUCAGAAAGAAGUCCCACCCAACCUUUGUUUUCAAAGCAGACAGUAUGUGUCCAAAUAUUCUCUGGGUUGGUCCUGAGCGCGCUGGGUUUUGGCUGAUGCCUGAGGAGCAACAUGCACCUGCUGGGCUCCUUCUGCUAAAUAGCUGCAUGAAAAUGGCUUGAAAGAAAGUCCAAUCAGGAGAUUUGUAAAAUUGUAUUUAUCUGUACAUGUAUGGGCUUUUAAUUCCCACCAAGCAAAAGAGAAAUUAUCUCUUUAGUUUAAACCAAAUUUCACUUUUCAAAAUAUUUUCCAACUUAUUUAUUGGUUGUUACUCGAUUGCCUAUAUAUAUAUGUGUGUGUGUGUAUGUGUAUUAUCGGGCAUAGGUUUCUAACUUUUGGAUGGAAGAGGAGCAAAAUCUAUGCCAAAUACUGUGUAUUCUACAAUGGUGCUAAUCUCAGACCUAAGUGAUACUCCAUUUAAUUUAAAAAAGAGUUUUAAAUAAAUAUAUAUCCUGUUUCCCGUUUAAGUGUUGCAUAUUAUGUUAACACAUUAGUGUAAAAGCAGAUGAAACAACCACAGGUUCUAAAGUCUAGGGAUAGUGUUAUAAUCCCUAUUUAAUUCAAAAUUAACUAAAACUUCUCCAUGUGAAAUGGACCAAACUGGCAUUGUUGUUAUUUAAAUAUAGAGUUUUAAUGCAGUAUGACAUCCCGUAGGGUAAAAGACUGUCUAUAGAAGGUGAAUGUUCUGAAAUAUUUUACAGAAUACAAUGAAUGGUGAACAGACUGGUAACUUGUUUGAGUUUCCAUGAUAAAUUUGAGACUUGUCGAUAGCAAAUCAUUUUUGUAUUUAAAUUUUUGUAUUGAUUUGAAAAAGAGUCAUUAAAUAUCUUUAAAAGU
Otolemur garnettii (small-eared galago) is the source of this 5024-nucleotide messenger RNA. RefSeq names its product collagen type VIII alpha 1 chain (gene COL8A1). The record is from RefSeq and is a predicted model, not a curated record. The coding region runs from base 93 to 2360 and encodes 755 amino acids. Gene Ontology annotation, molecular function: protein binding. Lineage: Eukaryota; Metazoa; Chordata; Mammalia; Primates; Galagidae. The transcript is spliced from 2 exons.